This is a messenger RNA of Rhagoletis pomonella (apple maggot), 679 nucleotides long. Its product is annotated as PCI domain-containing protein 2 homolog. The transcript has 2 exons. Gene Ontology annotation, cellular component: transcription export complex 2. Gene Ontology annotation, molecular function: RNA binding; double-stranded DNA binding. Gene Ontology annotation, biological process: poly(A)+ mRNA export from nucleus; transcription elongation by RNA polymerase II; post-transcriptional tethering of RNA polymerase II gene DNA at nuclear periphery. The record is from RefSeq and is a predicted model, not a curated record. Bases 16 to 642 code for a protein of 208 amino acids. NCBI's taxonomy places the organism in Eukaryota, Metazoa, Arthropoda, Insecta, Diptera, Tephritidae.
AUUACGAUUUCCUGAAUGAAAAAAAAAAUCAUUCAAUCGAUCGCCACAUGGAGUAAACCAGUAAAUGGCCAAAUUUUGCAAAAUUACUUGAGCGGCGUGCAGCGCGCCUGGUCUGUGGCGGAUGGUGAGACGAUGGCAUCUUUUAUUUCACUCAAAGACAAGCAUAUAAUGAAUCGUAAUUUAUAUGUGGAGUGUCCAGAGAAUGCCGUGGAACGUAUGCUGGAUCCGCCCAUUGAUGAGAUUGUUUGUGCGCAUCCGAAAGUACUCUAUUACUUGGGCUUGGAAACUCGCGAUUUUAUGCAAGCUUAUCGCCAACAAUCACAAUGCAUACAAUCUGUUGUGAAAAUGUUGCAACAGUUGAAGGAGGAGAACUGGUGUCUUCCCAUAAUGUACCCAACCUGCUUGGAUUUGCGAAUAUUAGCGCAAAAAUGCGAAGAACUUGGCAGCAGCAGCAAGCCGGGGGAAAUUCUUGAGAAGGCCGCAGACUGCUUAAUGAGCUGUUUCCGUGUAUGUGCCGCAGAUAAUAGAUCUUCGGAUGACGACACUAAACGCCUUGGCAUGCUCAACCUUGUUAAUCAGCUAUUCAAAGUCUACUUCCGCUUAGCUGUUUGCGGUUUGUAUGAGCGCCUCUCGACCAUAUGAAACUUUCGCCACGCUUAAAAAGUAGAAUCUCACUAUU